AGGCUUGUAGAUAAACGUGGGUUAUGGACACUCUCUGCUACUCUUUAUUUUAUGCCAUCUUGAACCGAAUGUCACGAUGUAAACUGGCCUAAUGCGAACGGAGUGUAAUUUAUUAUUCUUGUUUUUCAUUCUCACGGAGAAUGAAGUAGUAGAAUUCGAGUGUAUCAGGUUAAAAGCACGGCAUUUAUGUAAAGACUUGACAAAACUUGAAUCCUUGCACAAGGAGAAGAAACUAAUACGUUGAACCUCGUCGUUCAUGAGAUCACAUUUGACACGAGAUUUUUCAAGGAAAUUAGGAAGAACAUGCCUAGAAGGCUAUGUGUAGUACGUGAUAUACAGAUUUACACACAAUUAAUAAGCAGGUGUACUACUUACUAAGGUCGAGUACGUUCUGCUUUGUCUUAAAUGUAUGCACAAGAAAUGAUUACUAGUAAACUGAAAGGAAACAAUGAGUGCAUAUUUGGGAACAGAGAAAUGUAAAAGAAUCAAGUAGAAAGAAAAAUAAACUGGUUUUUAUCAAGAAACGGCAUCAUGUAUAGUUUUGAAGGAGAUUACAGACGUAAGCCACAGCAAAAUCUCGCAGGGGCGAGCAGAAGGAGCGAAAAAACGGCGUUGCUACAACAUGCUCAAAAUGAACGAUCAAAACGAGAGCAACUCAGAAGGCAGCAUGAUGCAGCUGUCAAAGUACAAGCGCACGUGCGUAGUUUUCUAGUGAGAAAACUGGUACACCAGCAUGAAAGACAUAACUUUGAUACUGCGUACCAAUCUAUUGGUGGCAAGCUUAGGAAUUUACAGGAAUUAGUUCCUUUUAUUCGGAAGUUGAUGUUCUUUUACAAUCAGUCACGGGAUGGGAAUCGGCUAAUUUGGAUCUUUCAGCAUUUUUUGAAGAAUCAUGAAGAGAUUAAGCAGUCGACUACUCAUUCAACUAUCUGGUUUUGGAGGUUACGAUGGGUCCUUCGCUUGUGCAUGCAAUAUAGCAUUGGCAAGUCAUCUUCUGAAAGCACUCAUUCAUUGGCAAUACCUUUGAGGGUUUUGGAGGUUUUUACCAUGCGACAGGAAGUAGAGAAAAUUCUGAAAGAACAAACAGACAGAUACCUGGAAGAUGUAUACAUUUAUCUAGCAGCGAAUGGUUACUUCCAACAAAUUAAAUGCUUAGUAGAUGAGAAAGUACCUCCUAUGCUCGAGAGUACAUCAGUUCCUCCAACGCCAUUGGCAAAGUGCCUCCUAGACAUGAUGAAGCAACCAUUGGAUCUGAUUCAUCGCAUGGACUGUAACAGCGAGUACUCAGUGCUUAUCUUGCGUAAUUUCUGUGCAAGUGUGCUCUCGCCAAAGAUGUCUGAUUCUGUCAGAAUGUUCAUCCUUCCCGCUUUGUCAGAGCCAAAAGAUUUCCCUUAUGCCGAGCUGAUUGACUGCAUCGACAGGCUUGAUAUGGAACCUACGACAUACUUGCUAUACUCUGUUCUCUUACUAGAGCCUAUACAAUAUUCCUCUGGAGCCUGCAAGGAUUCUUUAAUAAAAUACCUCAGGGUGUUUGCGAAAUUGAGUUUUGCUAUCUCUCCACCCCACUUGGAAAAACCUACCGACAAUGGAGAGGACUCCGAUGGGGAUACCGACAUGGAAACCAUCGAUGAGGAAAAAUCCGAUGCACUAUCGGACUGUAUAGAAAUGAUAAAUGCUGAUCACCGAGUGCAGGGAAUCCUUUCUGUGGUGGAUCGAACAGAGGAUUCGGCCUUGCUACAGCCACUGUGCCAGAUCUGUCAUAACCUUCUCGUUGCCGACAAACUCGCCAUCCAUAAGUACAAGCUUCUCUACAUGUUGGCCUUUAAACCGAUCUUCCUAAGGAACCUGUGGAUGAUUCUGUUGUCGGUAAGACAAACUUCCCUCUUCGGCAGUGACACUCCGCUCCUUCAAGUGAUAUCCCGUGGAAUCGCCUUGUCGCCAGAAGACACCAAGAGGAUCGUUCCUCUUCUGGCGGUGUUUUGUUCAUUGUUCAGCCUUCUCAUUGCCACCCUGCAUGAUUCAGAAUUUUUCGUUGAGGAAGAAGAUAAGUGGGAGUGCCAGAAACAGCAGACGAUGCCAUUUACCACAUCGGUUCUAGUCUCGCUGUCGAGUCAUCUGAAAGGAGUAUGUCUAGGAUUAGUGGAGCUCGCAUUUCCAGACACCAGACCGACAGUGAGAGAUAAUUACAAGAAUGCAGUGCGUGGCGUAUCCUCAGUGGUAGCGAUGCAGACACAACGAUACACCCAAACUUGGGCUCAUUUGUUUAAAGUGACGGUGGGCCUGCUGCGUCAGUUGCACUCUCGUGAUCUGAGGAAACGUUAUUGCCCUGAAAACCACUGGAUAGCAUCGAACAUUGUGAUACCUUUGGACAAACCUCAGGAUUUCACCUUGCGCCGCAGGAGACUGAGAGGUUAUGUGCCGUUCCAAGGUUUGAGGGCUUUCACGAGAGAAGACUUGGAAGAGGGUCCGCCACUCUCAACAAAAGAAGUUAGGACACUGACUCUUCUUCGGGAGGUACCGUUUGUGGUACCAUUCAACGAUCGCGUCAUAGUGUUUCAAUCUCUGAUCUAUCGGGACAAGCUUGAGAAACAAGGCGAACUGACCAACUUCAUGCAGGGACCGUCGAUUGAAAUAGCUGUCAGAAGAAAUUAUCUCUACGAAGACGCCUUUGAGAAAUUGGCGCCCGAGAACGAAUCAGAGUUGAGGUUAAAAAUGCGCGUGCAAUUGGUGAAUGCGGCUGGCUUGAACGAGGCUGGAGUCGAUGGAGGAGGUCUCUUCAGGGAAUUUCUGUCGGAAUUGCUCAAGACAAGCUUCGACCCCAACCGAGGCUUCUUUCGGCUCACCAGAGACAAUAUGCUCUAUCCCAACCCUACGGUUCACCUCCUGGUGGAGGAUUUUCCGAAACAUUACUACUUCAUCGGCAGGAUCCUAGGAAAGGCUUUGUAUGAGAAUUUACUUGUCGAACUGCCCUUCGCUGAGUUCUUCCUCUCAAAGAUCGUUGGUAGACAGGCCAAUGUUGACGUGCAUCAUCUUGACUCGCUGGAUCCGAUAAUGUAUAGAAAUCUUCUCUACCUGAAGAGUUACAAAGGUGACGUGACUGAUCUGGGAUUGGACUUUACAGUGCUAUCAGAUGAACUUGGUGAAAGGAGAGUGGACGAGUUAAAACCCAGCGGGGCUAAUAUUCCAGUGACAAAUCAUAACCGUAUCGAGUACAUCCACUUGAUGGCUGAUUAUAAACUGAAUAAACAGAUCAGAACGCAGUGUUAUGCAUUCAGGCAAGGGAUUGGUAAUGUAGUGCCUCUUGACUGGCUGCAAAUGUUCAACAACAAGGAGCUGCAAGUACUGAUCUCCGGGGCGCAAAUUCCUGUGGACGUUAACGAUCUCAAACAGCAUACUAAUUAUACCGGAGGGUAUACUCUAGAGCAUCCUACCAUCGCUGCAUUCUGGAAGGUUGUUGAAGAGUUUGACGACACCCAGAAAGGCCAACUACUUAAGUUCGUCACGAGUUGCAGUCGACCACCUUUACUUGGAUUCAAGGAACUUGAUCCUCCGUUCUGUAUCCAGCAUGUGGACAGUAGCGAUCGGUUACCAACUUCUAGCACUUGCAUGAACUUACUGAAACUGCCUGAGUUUCCUGACGAGAAGACACUACGUGAGAAACUUCUUUACGCAAUCCAAGCUGGUGCUGGAUUCGAACUUAGUUAGACAGUUUGUAAUUACCUGAGACCCGUGAUCACGGACAAGACUCAAAUCUCGAGAGAAAAAGAUUGAGUAUUUGCACUCUAAAGAAUAUUGGCUCGAGCGAUCUUCAAAUUGCUGUGUCGUGGUAAGGAAAGUAACAUUUCAGAUAUUUUUAAAUAUUUUCCCUUAAGUGUUGUCCGGCACUGCGGUCGACUCUAAGGUUUACGUUACCCAACAAUUUGAUAUGUGAAUAACGUAACAAUGUGUAUAUUAAAGUUUGGUGAGAAAAAAAAUCUAUGCCAAGAGUUAGUGCUGAAACUUGAAAGGUUAUUAAACGAGGCAGUAUGGUUGAAAUGUUUCAGCGGCCUAUUCAAGCUGUAGGUACUUUUCGUUUUCGCAUAUUAGACAUUUUUUCUACGAACUAAUGUAGAAUUUGAUGCAUCAAAUUCUCUUAGAGUAAUCGGUUCUCGAUUACUGGUACAAAAGUACGUGAAAUUCUUCUACCUUUCGUGGCAGUUUAUUUUGGAAGUCGCGUCAUCUUAGUGACGAAUCGUGUUCAUUGUAUGUACAAUAAAAUAGCACGAAUUGGGAUCGCAGGCUCGACUUCACCGAUGCUACUUUACAAGGAAAUAGAUCUAACAUUUCUACUGGAUCACCCUGAGACAAGUGUUGCAUAACUUCACUUUGAUCACUUGAAAGCGUAAAUUAGAUCAUCCCUGUAACCUAUUAUAUUUAUGUUUUCUAGUUAACUGUAUAUUACGUGACAUUUACGUGAGUGUAACAAUAAAGAGUGAACAGUUGGCAAGGCCAACUCGGAUUGAAUCUACGAGUUAGGUCAGAUCGGUACAGAUAUAAGAGUUAGGAAGUACAGAUACAUUUAAGAGUACUCGUUAGGACUUAAAUUAAGUAUUUUUGAAUUAUUGGGUAUAUCAGUGAAAUGAAGAAAUCAGAAAAGGAAAAACCAGUUAUUAACACGGUCAAGAAGGCGAACAAUACUGUAUCGAGGGGCCAAUUAUUUAAACAGCGUACACAUACACACAUACCAGUAGUGGCACUAACUGCGAGUGUUGUUUGUUAAGAGUUAACCAUACCGUUCGAUAUACUAUACACAGUCAUAUAUAUUUUUGUUGCAACUUUUUAUCUCUUGAACUGGUCUGUAAAUGAUGUACAUUCUUAUGUUUUAUAUUUACCACACAUUUGUGUAUAUUGAAUGUGCACACUGUAAGAGGUGUAUACGUUAAGUGUAUCUGCAUAGGCGUUCUAUUGAUGUAAAUAAAUCCAUUUCCGCAUUAGGGAUAUCUUAGA
Orussus abietinus is the source of this 4986-nucleotide messenger RNA. Its product is annotated as ubiquitin-protein ligase E3C. Bases 532 to 3705 code for a protein of 1057 amino acids. The transcript has 5 exons. The record is from RefSeq and is a predicted model, not a curated record. Lineage: Eukaryota; Metazoa; Arthropoda; Insecta; Hymenoptera; Orussidae. Gene Ontology annotation, biological process: ubiquitin-dependent protein catabolic process; protein polyubiquitination. Gene Ontology annotation, molecular function: protein binding; ubiquitin protein ligase activity.